AUGUUUGAGCAGGAAAAGAUUGUUCUCGAUGGAGCUGGCGCAAUUGGUCCGUCAGCUUUGCUGGCUGGCAAUAUUGAAGGACUGUCAGGAAAACGAGUCGUUUGCAUACUGUCGGGAGGGAACAUCGACAGCUGUCUAGUUGGACGGACUAUUGAGAAAGGGUUAGCUAUCGAUAACCGCUUAAUUCAAGUCAGAGUAACAAUGCCAGAUAUGAUUGGCGGCUUCAAUGAGCUAUUCGAAAUAUUCGCCGAGAAUGGGAUCAUCAAUAAAGGAGUUUCUGACGAGGUCCGGAAGUACAUGUAG
Messenger RNA from Cooperia oncophora, 303 nucleotides. NCBI's taxonomy places the organism in Eukaryota, Metazoa, Nematoda, Chromadorea, Rhabditida, Trichostrongylidae. The record is from the annotation of a GenBank genome assembly.